UGCAUCCAAAGUGACAGGGUUGACCAAAUUACUCAACUUUUUCUUCACUUUACCACCCUUCCAUUUACUCAAAAUGAACGGCACUGAGGGCAACAACUUCUACAUCCCCAUGUCCAACAAGACUGGGCUUGUAAGGAGUCCUUUUCUAUACCCUCAGUACUACUUGGCAGAUCCAUGGCAAUUCUAUCUGCUUGCUGUCUACAUGUUCUUCCUGAUCUGCUUUGGAUUCCCCAUCAAUGGUCUGACCCUGUACGUCACAGCCACAAACAAGAAGCUCCAGCAACCUCUGAACUUCAUUCUGGUCAACUUGGCUCUGGCUGGAUUGAUCAUGGUCCUCUUUGGAUUCACCAUCACCAUUACAUCUGCUGUCAAUGGCUACUUCAUCUGGGGACCAUUGGGCUGUGCUAUUGAGGGAUUCAUGGCUACACUUGGAGGUCAGGUGGCUCUGUGGUCUCUGGUGGUGCUGGCAAUUGAGAGAUACAUUGUGGUCUGCAAGCCCAUGGGCAGCUUCAAGUUCAGUGUUGCCCAUGCUGGUGCUGGUGUUGGAUUCACCUGGGUGAUGGCUGCCACCUGCGCUGUUCCCCCACUGGUUGGCUGGUCCAGAUACAUCCCUGAGGGCAUGCAGUGUUCAUGUGGACCUGACUACUAUACUCUGAGUCCAGGCUACAACAAUGACUCAUAUGUCAUAUACAUGUUUGUCUGCCACUUCAUGGUUCCAGUCUUCAUCAUUGCCUUCACUUAUGGAAGCCUUGUCCUCACAGUCAAGGCGGCGGCAGCUUCCCAGCAGGACUCAGCAUCCACCCAGAAAGCUGAGAAGGAAGUGACACGUAUGUGCCUCCUGAUGGUUAUGGGUUUUCUGAUUGCCUGGACCCCCUAUGCCUCUGUUGCUGCUUGGAUCUUCUUCAACAAAGGAGCUGCUUUCACUGCCCAGUUCAUGGCUGUCCCAGCCUUCUUCUCAAAGAGCUCAGCCAUCUUCAACCCAGUCAUCUAUGUGCUGAUGAACAAACAGUUCCGUAACUGCAUGCUGGCUGCUGUAGGCAUAGCAGCCCCUGAGGAUGAGACUUCUGUGUCAACAAGCAAGACAGAAGUGUCUUCUGUGGGCCCUGCAUAGAGACUUCCCUCAUGCUGCACUUCCUGCCCUAUGAUUUCUACCCUUGUCUGAUGCUCUACAAAGACUGCUUUUGAAGACACACUUCUUUCACCAAAUGGACAUUAAACUGUAUUGACCUGUAAUGAUAGGGCUCUGUUGUUCUCUCUAUGCUCACAGACUGUGCCACUUAAUGUAGUUGAGAUUAGACUUGACAUACAUUUUAUACUCCUCCAAAAGAAACAGCUGAUUUGCCUCUUAUAGGUGUUAACAAAUGGAUGAGCCUCAGACUUGCAGAACAGCUCUAAUGUUUGUCUUGAUGGAUCAUGAAAUUGUAUUUUUAUCUUAUGGUGAGGUCAGCAAUUAUUUUGUUGUCAUAAUUUCCUGUAUAUACAGUAUUUUAUAAAGAAAUCUAGUACUAGAUAAAUACAUGCAUGCAUGAAACUACAACUUUUUGUUUAUAUUUGUUUCUUGAUUUCUAGUCCAGAUCAUUAGCACUAAUGUUGCAAAUUCUACACAUUCCUAAUAUAGGCUAGCCAAUUUUGACUUUGUGGCUGUGUUAACUAGUUCACACGCUGGAAAAUGGCGCCGGAAGGAAUGGCAGCAGUUUUACGGGCGCCCAACCAAUUGUGUUAUUAUGUGGGGGUUUUUCGCGAUAUUUGAAAAUGAUUUUGUACAUAACGUUUCUGCAACCAUAUCUUACGGCAGAAAAGAGCUUCGGGAUAUCAGGACAGCGAUCACUCACCUUUUUUUCAACAACAAGCAGGACUCACACGAUAUGCUCCAAACACCCAGCAGGGCUGACAUCCCAGUUAUUCGCAAGAAGAAGCGACGCAGGUACAGAGGACGAAGAGCCGGAUGCCUCGUCCGGACCCGCAGAAGGCGA
Molecule: messenger RNA, 1973 nt
Organism: Salmo salar (Atlantic salmon)
Lineage: Eukaryota; Metazoa; Chordata; Actinopteri; Salmoniformes; Salmonidae
Product: green-sensitive opsin-3
Biological process (GO): visual perception; phototransduction; G protein-coupled receptor signaling pathway
Cellular component (GO): membrane
Molecular function (GO): G protein-coupled receptor activity
Source: RefSeq, a predicted model, not a curated record